Colossoma macropomum (tambaqui) is the source of this 2431-nucleotide messenger RNA. RefSeq names its product kelch-like family member 40a (gene klhl40a). The record is from RefSeq and is a predicted model, not a curated record. Gene Ontology annotation, molecular function: protein binding. NCBI's taxonomy places the organism in Eukaryota, Metazoa, Chordata, Actinopteri, Characiformes, Serrasalmidae. The transcript has 6 exons. The coding region runs from base 153 to 2003 and encodes 616 amino acids.
AUGACAGCUGAACGGAGAAGCCACGCCACCACGCCAGCCUCCAUUUCUCUCUCUUUGGGUCACACAGUUAAUGCAGUCAGUCCAGCGGUGGGAGAGGAGACCCAGACCCUCCUACUGCCAUAUCACGCUAGUGCUCCGAAAACCCAGACAAGAUGGCCGCCGAGCUAGUAGACCCAGUGACGGAGCCGCGGAUGUACCAGCAGACACUCCUGCAAGAUGGGCUCUGUGAGCUUCUGGAGAAUGACAAGUUUGUGGACUGUGUCCUGAAGAUCAAUGACCAGGAGUUCCCAUGCCACCGGCUGGUGCUUGCUGCCAGCAGUCCGUACUUCAAGGCAAUAUUCCUCUCAGACGUGGAGGAGAGCAAGAAACGAGAAGUUGUGCUGAAAGAUGUGGACCCGGGUAUCAUGGGGAUGAUCUUGAGGUACAUCUACACUUCUGACAUCAACCUUACUGAGCAGAAUGUCCAGGACAUCUUCAUGGUGGCCAACAUGUACCAGAUCCCUUCUAUCUUCAGCGUUUGCGUGUCCUACCUGGAGCAGAAGAUGGUCCUGAGCAACUGUCUGGCCAUCUUUAGGCUGGGGUUACUUCUGGAGUGCCCCAGGCUGGCCGCCACAGCUCGGGACUACAUCUGCGACCGCUUUGAGCUCAUUGUCAGGGACAAGGACUUCCACCAGCUGGGCUCCGGAGAACUAGCUGCCAUCAUCACUUGCGAUUCCCUGAACGUGGAGAAGGAAGAGACAGUCUUCGAGGCUCUGAUGGACUGGGUGGAGUACGAUCCAAGGGAAAGGCUGAAGGAUGUGCCCGACCUCCUGCAUUGCAUACGGUUCCGCCUGAUGGCGCCAGUUUACUUCAAGGAGAAAGUGGAGGGGCAUCGGUUGAUCAGAGUCAACCAGGAGAUCAAGAAAGAAUUGCAACUGAUCAAGGAUGUGCAAAGAGGGAAGCUGCCUAAAGUCAAAGGGUCAUCCGGCAGGAAGGCAGGAGCCGCCGGAGCCGCAGAGGAUGGGGAGGAUGAAGAUGAGGAUGAGGAGGAGGGCCUGCUUCCAGGCAUUCUGAACGAUAACCCACGCUUUGGAAUGUUUCAAACAGACUUUAUUCUCAUGAUCAGCAACACGGGGACAGUCGCCUACGACCCUGCUGAAAAUGAAUGCUACUUAGCAUCCUCAUCAACCGAGAUCCCAAAGAAUCACUGCAGUUUGGUGACGAAGGAGAAUCAGAUCUUUGUGGCUGGAGGUCUCCUAUACAAUGAGCAGAACACAGAGGAUGCCUUCAGCUCCUACUUCUUACAGUUUGACCCCAUGAGCUCUGAAUGGCUGGGGAUGCCCUCAGUGCCCAACCCCCGCUGCCUCUUUGGGCUGGCCGAAGCCAACAAUUCCAUCUUUAUCGUGGGUGGAAAAGAGCUGAAAGAAGGAGAACACGCAUUACACUCUGUUAUGAUCUACGACAGACAAUCAUUCAAAUGGGGAGAAUCAGACCCUCUUCCAUACUCAGUCUAUGGGCACGGCACCGUCUCUCAUAAUGGGCUCAUCUAUGUACUGGGUGGAAAAUCAGAGAGCAAGAAGUGCUUAAGGAGAGUAUGUGUUUACAACCCAUCUAAGUUUGAGUGGAAGGAGCUGGCCCCUAUGAAAACUGCUCGCUCCCUGUUUGGUGUUGCCGUCCAUAAUAACAAAAUCUACGUGGUGACCGGAGUCACCGACAACGGCCUGACCAGCAGCUCAGAGGUUUACGACAUUGCCAAGAAUACGUGGUCAGAGUUCACUGAGUUCCCUCAGGAGAGAAGCUCUCUGAACCUGAUUGAGCUGGCCGGUUGUCUGUACGCAGUGGGAGGCUUCGCCGUGAUGCCCAAUGACACCACUGAGAAGCUGGAGCCCACUGAGAUGAAUGAUAUCUGGAGGUUCGAUGAAAAGGAGAACUGCUGGAACGGGAUGCUGAGGGAGAUCAGCUACGCUUCCGGAGCCACAGUAUUAGGAGUGCAUCUCAAUGCUUUGCGACUCACCAAGAUGUGAUCGACAGCAUUCAUAAGCUAAUAGACAGAAAUGUACAUUCAUUUUAGAGUACUGGAAUAUACUGAGAGGUUUUAAUGGUCACAUAUAAAGUGCACACACUUUCUGAAGAUAAUGUAUGUUCCUGGAAGAGUGUAAAAGCCGGACAGCAGGGGGAGACAAAGAAUGGACCACUACAGGAUUUCAAAGCAAUGCGUGGAAACAUGAACUCAUGGUGAACUUUUGGACUGCAGGAAAGUUUGAUGCAAUUUACAUGUCCAUGUUUGUGUAUUUGUAUUAUUCACAUCUUUAUUUGAGUUAUGCUGAAUUUGAAUAAUAUUCGCUCUAUGAUUUCCAUGUGAAAAAUAACAAAUGUAGUAGUUACAAUGCGUGACAUCACAACAGAUUGGAAUAUAAAGUUGGUGAAAAUACAGAUAUCCAUAUGCCAUCCA